Suillus discolor is the source of this 1043-nucleotide messenger RNA. RefSeq lists its product as uncharacterized. Gene Ontology annotation, molecular function: protein binding. The coding region runs from base 378 to 1001 and encodes 207 amino acids. The transcript is spliced from 4 exons. NCBI's taxonomy places the organism in Eukaryota, Fungi, Basidiomycota, Agaricomycetes, Boletales, Suillaceae. The record is from RefSeq and is a predicted model, not a curated record.
UUGUGAGAGCAUUUCAUGAUGGCCCUAGGACCAGCUGCAUUGAUAUCUCGGCGGACAACACGUUUCUAGCGGGUGCGUCAAACGAUGGGAUACGGAUAUGGAGCUUGGACACAGGCGAACUCGUGGCAGGUCCAUUCGGAUUUAGUGAUAAAUUCGCGGGCGCACUCGGACUCUCGCAAGACUCUCGGAAGCUGGCGGUGAUAUCAUCGAAUUGGGAGUCCAAUGGCAAAUUGAAGCAAUACCUUCAGGUGUAAGACGUCCAAUCACAGAAAUUGAUUGUCAUUAGAGAAAGAUAUACCACUGGAAGCUUGUUACGUUCGGUAUUUUGGACAACAAAAGGCAAAUUCAUCACAUGCUUAUUCAGCUUGGAUGACGGCAUGACAAUCAUUCAUGAGUUUGACGCAUCGACGCUCAAGACUGUCGGAGAUUCCUUCCAAGGACACACUGGCCAGAUCCUGAGCCUUGCACUCUCAUUUGAUUGUCUUCUUCUCGCCAGUGCUUCCUCCGACAACACCAUCAAGCUCUGGUCCUUCGAGUCCCGCCAACUCCUCGCCUCAUUCGAUGUCCAAGCUCCCCUUACCCUUAUACUCUCACCUGACUCACACCAACUGGCUUACACGACCUUGUAUGAGGCCAGCAUCUACAUAUGCGAUAUUCCAGCCAAUAUUCUUGCUUGUAUUGGUCUUGCAAAAGAGACAAGCGCUCACCUCACUAAACUGCUUGACUCUGACGCGACACGUCAUCCUGUGCGCCGUAAACCAGCAAUAUCAGUCAUACCUUCCGUCCCCCGCCUGCUAGCAGUUACAAUUGAACCCCGGCGACCCGUUAUCAUUGUAUUUUUACGCAAACUCCUCCCUUCUCGUACGGAUAUGGCUCGUCCUGUUCACGCCAAUGAACCCCGCAAUCCCCUGGACUUCCCUGCUACAGCGCCCUUGCCUCGUCCAAUUGUAAAUCCCCAUGAUAAUGUGAGUAGGGACCGCCAUCAUCAUAUAUUCGACUGACAUUUUUUUUGGUUUCGGCCACCGACCACCCAAUCCUUUGCU